Nannospalax galili (Upper Galilee mountains blind mole rat) is the source of this 4387-nucleotide messenger RNA. RefSeq names its product cadherin related family member 1 (gene Cdhr1). Gene Ontology annotation, cellular component: plasma membrane; catenin complex; adherens junction. NCBI's taxonomy places the organism in Eukaryota, Metazoa, Chordata, Mammalia, Rodentia, Spalacidae. The record is from RefSeq and is a predicted model, not a curated record. Gene Ontology annotation, molecular function: calcium ion binding; cadherin binding. Gene Ontology annotation, biological process: cell-cell junction assembly; multicellular organism development; cell morphogenesis.
UAGUCUUGUCUCGCCCUCCUGCCAGCUGCUCUAAGUUGGUCCCUCAGCUCUGCAUCCACUAAUUGGUCUCAUUAGGCAGCGGGUUGGAGCCCUCCAGCUGCGCAGAUCCGCCCGGUGUCAUCCGCUUAGUGCCCUCGCACCCCCGCUCACCCUCCCCGCUCCCCUCCCGCUGCCGCCACCACCAACACCCACAUUGUCAUCUCCGCUCUCCUCUGGUGCUCAGAGCAUGCUCCGAGGUCCCGUACCCGGCCUCGGCGAUAGCCAGGCUCCGGAUCCAGCCGCGGAGACAUGAGGUGCGGACCUUGGGCGGCCCUGGCCGUGGGGCUGCUGCACUUCUGCCUAGCCCAGGCCAACUUCGCCCCUCAUUUCUUCGACAAUGGAGCAGGCAGCACCAAUGGAAACAUGGCCCUAUUCAGCCUCCCGGAAGACACCCCUGUAGGUUCUCAUGUGUACACCCUGAAUGGGACUGACCCUGAGGGAGACCCCAUCUCCUACCACAUCAGCUUUGACCCCAACACUAGAAGCGUCUUUUCCGUUGAUCCCAAUUUUGGAAACAUCACCCUGGUUGAAGAGCUGGACAGAGAGAGAGAGGAUGAGAUUGAAGCCAUCAUCAGCAUUUCGGAUGGCCUGAACUUGGUGGCAGAAAAAGUCGUGAUACUGGUGACUGAUGCCAACGACGAGGCACCCAGGUUCAUCCAGGAGCCUUACAUUGUCCUGGUUCCUGAGGAUGGUGGAGGCAGGCUUCGAGGGGCUGAUGUGGUGUUCUCAGUCACCACCACCGUCACCAUCAAUGUGGAGGAUGUUCAGGACAUGGCCCCUGUCUUUGUGGGCACACCCUACUACGGCUACGUAUACGAGGACACUAUUCCGGGCUCAGAGGUGCUGAAGGUGGUUGCCAUAGAUGGAGACAGAGGCAAGCCCAACCACAUCCUCUAUAGGCUCAUGAACGGGAGUGACGGAGCCUUUGAAAUUAAUGAGACAUCUGGAGGCAUUUCCGUGCUUCAGAGCCCUGCCCAGCUCGGGAGAGAGGUGUACGAGCUUCAUAUACAGGUGACAGAGAUCAGCUCUGCAGGGAGCCCAGUUGCUCAAGCCAUGAUCCCAGUCACCAUCAGGAUUGUGGAUCUCAACAACCAUCCCCCAACAUUCUACGGAGAGAGUGGGCCCCAGAACAGGUUUGAACUGUCCAUGUAUGAACACCCGCCUCAAGGGGAGAUCCUGCGGGGCCUCAAGAUCACCGUCAAUGAUUCUGACCAGGGAGCCAAUGCCAAAUUCAACUUGCGGCUGGUGGGACCUGGGGGCGUCUUCCGAGUGGUGCCACAGACAGUCCUGAAUGAAGCCCAAGUCACCAUCAUUGUGGAGAACUCAGCCGCCAUUGACUUUGAAAAGUCUAAAGUGCUAGCCUUCAAGCUCCUGGCCAUUGAAGUGAAUACCCCAGAGAAAUUCAGUUCCACAGCAGACAUAGUGAUCCAGCUCCUGGACACCAAUGACAAUGUCCCCAAGUUUACUUCCCACUACUAUAUCGCCAGGAUCCCUGAGAAUACACUAGGGGGCUCCAACGUGGUGGCUGUCACAGCUGUGGAUCCAGAUACAGGACCCUGGGGCAAAGUCAAGUACUCCAUCUAUGGAACUGGGUCAGACCUAUUCCUGAUCCACCCAUCCACUGGGCUUAUCUACACCCAGCCCUGGGCAAGCCUGGAUGCAGAGGGCACUUCGAGGUACAACUUUUACGUGAAGGCAGAGGACAUGGAGGGCAGGUACAGCCUGGCUGAGGUGUUUGUCACCCUGUUGGAUGUCAAUGACCACUACCCCCAGUUUGGACAGAGCAUCCAAGAGAAGACUAUGGUUUUGGGGACCCCAGUGAAAAUUGAGGCCACAGACCAGGAUGCAGAGGAGCCCAACAACCUGGUAGACUACUCCAUCACCCAUGCAGAGCCAGCCAACGUGUUUGACAUCGAUGCACAUACAGGGGAGAUCAGACUCAAGAACUCCAUCCACUCCCUGGAUGCCCUACAAAACAUCACGCCCAAUGGAGACUAUACAUGGUCCCUACAAGUGCAGGCCAAGGACCGAGGCUCCCCGUCCUUCAGCACCACAGCCGUACUCAAGAUUGACAUCACAGAUACAGAGACGCUGUCUCGAGGCUCCAUGGCUGCCUUCCUGAUACAGACCAAGGACAACCCCAUGAAGGCUGUGGGUGUGCUGGCUGGAGUCAUGGCCAUCGUUGUGGCCAUAACGGUCCUCAUCUCCACUGCCACCUUCUGGCGUAACAAGAAAUCCAACAAGGUCCAGCCUGUAAGGCGCGUGCUCCGUAGGAGGCCCAGCCCCGCACCACGCACAGUUCGUAUUGAGUGGCUCAAGUUCAGGAGGGCCAAGACGGCUACCAAGUUCAUGCUCAAAGAGGAUCCUCCCAAUGAGAACUGCAAUAACAGCAGUGCAGGAAUCACGAUGCCCCCUAGAGCCCCAGCUCCCCCGCCACCUCCCAGAAUGGCACCCAGAAUGGCAACACAAUGGAAGGUGCCUACUGUCUCUGGAUCUCUCACCCCCCAGCAACCCCAACAGUCAUCCAAGCCCAAGACCUUGGGAAGCCCCAUCCAGUCCUCUCUGGUCUCUGAGCUCAGGCAAAAGUUUGAGAAGAAGAGUGUAGACAACAAGGCUUACUUCUAGAGUGCAUCCCAUGAUCCUUCUCUUCCCUUCCCCCCAACACUGGCCACCCUACUACUUCCUAUCCUGUGCCCUACAAGGUCACCCCUGAUUUGUACAGUGAUGUAACUCUUCCACAUAGGGGGGUCUUCACAGGGCCUUGGACAAGAGACUUCUCAGACUAUGGGAUACAGUCGGCAAACACGUACCCAUUACCCAAACCCUGGGCACAGCCACAAUGCUUGCCAUUCUUCAGAGGCUGGGGCUGACAGGAAGCCAAGUCUGUGUAUUUCUAGUCCCCAACCCUAAACCCUACAGUCACUGGAGUCCUACUGGGGUCUUGUCAUCUCUCUGUCAAGGAGUAGGGCCCUGGUCACAGGUAACAAGACUGGCAAGAAUCUGGAUCCUGAAGCUUCAGAUCACCGCAAGUUAAUGGAGGUUUAGCCCAAGCUAAAGCUGAAAGUCAGUGAGCUUUGUAGGCCAUAGAGAAGAAAAUGCAGGCAAGGAAGGGGCAAAGAUGCUCUGACAACUCAUGCUAAUUAUAGGGUGAUAUCUGAAGCCAUUGGGACAAUGGACCUUGGCAUCUAGGUAAGAUUGUGCCCCUGACAUGCUGAUCUAAGAUGGGCUUUGACAAGAGUGAAGGCAGUUAUCUCAAGUCUACCUUGAAGGGACAGGGCCAGGUAGAAGAUGGAUCACAGGUCUGAGCUCCCAGGAGAUUUACCUUUUCAUUCAACCCUUCUCACAUCAUGUAACCUUAGAGAUGCUGUUUAACCUCUCAAUCUUCUUCUUUCUCUGUAAAAUGAAGAAGGGAAAUGCCAAGAAAACAGUGGUGCAGAGGGCCUUAGCCAAGUGCACAAUAGCAUGAAUACAAAGUAUUUUUUUGUAUGCCAGCUCUCUGGGUACAUUUCAUCCAGAAAGUAUUAGCACCUACAGCUACUCUGCCAAAUGCCCCCAGGAAGCACUAGGCUGAGGUUGGAGGCCACUCAGAGCUGGGCAGUAAGACCUAGUCCAAGUCUGUUUGGCUAAGACAGAGAAAUGAGUCCCUAAGAGAAGAGUGAUUUGCCCCAUGCCACACAAUGAGUUUAUAGCACAGAUCUUGUCUGAGGGCUCCUGGUCCACAGCAUUUCCUCUAUCUAGGACACACCUUGACAGUGUGCAACAGUCUCUCCCAGAGGAGAAAUUCGGAAAGCUGCCAUGACUAAUACAUGGAGGUUUUGCUCUGUUUCAAGGAACUUUCUUCAAGGAAAUCUUGACAUAUACACUCUUUAAUAAGCCUUCUGGAAUGCAGUGGUCACUGAUACAGCAGAUUGUACAUACAUGUGGUUUUCUUGAUGUCUGUGUCUGUGUUUUGAGGUGUUACUCAGAUGUACCAGUGUGCAGAGUCCUUGCUUAAGGGUCAUCAUUCCUUGGCCCAGGCAGUAUUGGGGGUGGACUCUAGCAUGCAAGGAGCCCCAGUCUGGAAGGCACUUUCUGGCCUAUGUUUCAGGGAAAAGCUGGACUGGAUUAUGAUUGCCCACCGUAGGGAGUUCAGCAUCCUAUAACAUGCAUGCAGUCAACCUCUUUUGUAAGUGAUAAAUAAAAUCUAUUGUCCAAAGGACAAGCCGGUGUUCUAGAUUUGCAUUCACUGACUAGAGACCACUAUUCUUGACUCAUGGUUCCUUCAGUGGUUGAAUCCAUCCCUGACUCCCACAUCUUUCACUGAGGCAAACUAGAAAAAUUUGUCCAUGUAGUCUGCCUGCACCUUAAU